Messenger RNA from Penicillium psychrosexuale, 2508 nucleotides. Its product is annotated as putative serine/threonine protein kinase (Prp4). Gene Ontology annotation, biological process: peptidyl-threonine phosphorylation; peptidyl-serine phosphorylation; mRNA cis splicing, via spliceosome. Gene Ontology annotation, molecular function: ATP binding; protein serine/threonine kinase activity. Lineage: Eukaryota; Fungi; Ascomycota; Eurotiomycetes; Eurotiales; Aspergillaceae. The record is from RefSeq and is a predicted model, not a curated record. The coding region runs from base 1 to 2508 and encodes 835 amino acids. The transcript has a single exon.
AUGUCCCUUCCCAGGUCGAGGUCCCCAUCGGUCCCCUCUGAGGGUGAGAUCGUCGAAUCAGGCCCAGAGACGAAGGCAACUGCGUCACAACCUCCUCUUAAUGGCACCAGCGUUGACCGUCCCACCAGAGCUAGCCCAUCCUCUGCGCCCGGAUCUCCCGCCUCGUUGAAAGACACUCGAUCGCCACCCCGGCAGAGGUCGCGGACCAGGUCCCACUCGAGAUCCCGCUCUCGCUCCCCGUACAGAGAGAAUAAGACCAAGCGCAGUCUCGACGACCCCGAGUCCUAUGAUGGAUCCUACGACCGGCGACCCCGCAAUGAGCCUCCGCGGCGCUACAGGUCUAGGUAUGACGACAGACGGCGUGACAGACCUGGUCCUAACAGGCGCCCGAACUCAUACUACGACUAUGACCGCGAAGAGACGUACGGAGAAGCGCUACGAUACAGUGAUGAUUACGACCGGAAUGACCGACACAAGGACAAGCGGCAGCGCACCCGCAGCCGCUCUCGAUCCCCUUACCGGGAAUCGAGAAAACCCAAGCAGUAUUCAGGCGACGAACUUGAUACAAAUGUUAAUGCCAGGUCUUCAGCGGAUAAUGGAAGGCGCUUGCCCACUGAACAGUUGGUGAGGGAACGCGGAAAGGCUUCGGUUGGAGCUUCGGACUUGAAGCUUGGUGCUGAAAAAGAAAAGAACCAGGUGCAGGCUUCUUCUAAUCUGAAAGCUCAUGUGGCUGACGAGUAUGUUUAUUUUGUUGCUGGCGAAAAAGAACGUGUGGCUAAUAUCCGUCUCAGAGAAACACCUAACCCAGAGCUUGCGCAAGAGCCGGAGCUGGCUGAGCCCAUUGACGAAGCUGCUGCACUUGAAGCUCGUCGGAAACGCCGUGAAGCUAUUCGGGCGAAACACCGAAGCCAAGCGACGCCUCUACAUCUCAAAGCACUGAACGUCGAGGUUGAAACGGAUUCAUCUACGCCUGGCACUGAGCCAACUAGCGCAAAGGAAGCAUCUGGUAUAUUUCUCUCGGACAAGCUUACCCUGGUAUCGAAACUGACGCCUGGAAACUCAAUAGAUUCUCCGCGAGCAUCCCCCUUCGAACAACCCGGGGAGGCAUUCCCUGGUUUUGUUGGAAAAGAUAUGGAUGUGGUCAACGCCAAUGCGCCUGUUGGCACUGACAAGGAUGAGUCCUCUGCUGCUGAUUAUGAUCCAACCCUUGAUACAAAGGAAGAAAGACAAAAACAUGGCAAUGUUCAGGAUGGAAAGGACGACAUUUCGUCUGCAGCAUACGAUGAAACUAAGACUGGCAAGCAAGAUAUCCUCCUCCCUGAUGCUCCCCCAGUGCCACCGCCGAAGACCAAGGCCUUCGAUAUGUUUGCAGAUGACGACGAUGACAUGUUCGCAGAGGAAGAACCUGAUGCCAAGCCGGCGCAUGCUUCGGCCACAGCUGUACCCCAGGGCAGGGAACUAGACGUCAGCAUGAUGGAUAACUGGGAUGAUUCGGAGGGCUAUUACGCCGUUCGACUGGGAGAGCUGAUCAACGGAAGAUACCAUGUCCAUCAGAAUCUUGGCAAGGGAAUGUUCUCGUCUGUCGUACGUGCAACUGACACGCAGACAGGGGGUCUGGUUGCCGUCAAGAUCAUUCGCCAGAACGCCAUCAUGCGCAAGGCCGGUAUGAAGGAAAUUGGCAUCCUCGAGCAACUCCAGGAAGCCGACCCGCUAAACCAAAUGCACCUCAUCAAGUUCGACCGAUAUUUCGAUCACAAGGGCCACUUGUGUAUGGUGUUUGAGAACCUUAGCAUGGACCUGCGUGAGGUCCUGAAAAGGUUCGGUAGGGACAUUGGCUUGAACAUACGCGCGGUACGGGCCUACGGCCAGCAGAUUUUCCUUGGGCUGUGUCACCUUCGGCGGUGUAACAUCCUGCAUGCAGAUCUCAAGCCAGAUAAUCUCCUUGUGAACGAGCAACGCAACAUUCUGAAAGUUUGUGAUCUAGGUUCGGCGUCGCCGGCCUCUGACAAUGAGAUUACGCCUUACCUCGUCAGUCGUUUCUACCGUGCCCCAGAGAUCAUCCUGGGUAUCCCUUACGACUACGCCAUCGAUGUCUGGUCCAUUGGCUGUACCCUCUUUGAGCUGUACACGGGCAAGAUCCUCUUCACCGGCCGAAACAACAACCAGAUGCUUCGGUCCAUCAUGGAGUGCCGGGGCAAGUACCCGCCGAAGCUGCUUCGCCGCGGAACCUUGUCGCCUCACCACUUCGAUGAAAUGCUCAACUUCCACAGCGUGGAGGAAGACAAGAUCACCGGCCGUCUGCACACCAAGAUUGUGGACUUUAAGAAACCGACGCGGGACUUGAAGACGCGCCUCAUGGCACAGGGAACCCGCGGGAUGCCAGAUUCCGAGGUUAAAGAACUGAGCUUGUUCUUGGACCUCCUCGACCGGUGCUUGAGUCUCAACCCCGAGAAACGGAUCACGCCUGCCGAGGCAUUGAAGCACCCGUUCCUGGCCCCUAGGGUGUGA